AUGGAGCCGCCGGACGAUUAUGCUCCGUCUGGCGUCGCGAUGCCGGUGUGCGUGUACACGGCCAGCGCACGCCCUGUUGGCGGCGAGCCUUGUGCCCUCGAGGUGACCUCGUCCAAGCAAAUCACCGCGACCGCCAAGGCCGGAUCGUCGAGUCUCCGGGUGGACCAUGCGCUGCAAGCGCCGACGGCCGACGACCUUGUGCGCCAGUCGAUGCAGCCGCUUCUGCAAGCCGUCGUCGACGGCGUCCACGGGUGCAUUCUCUGUGGCGGCAGCGCGCUCUCGCCGCACGUGGCUGUGUUCCAAGGCGACGAGACGACCCACGGGCUUGUGGCGGCCGUGCUAUCGACGCUCAUCGCACUCCUCAGUGCAAGGACGUCGACAACGUACUUUCUUCGGGUUUCGUUUGUCGAGAUUUAUGAAGAGACGGCGAUGGACUUGCUAUCGCCCAAGCCCGUGGUCAUACCGCACAUCGACCACGCGACGCGAGUCGGCCCGAUCAACUCUGUCGCAGCGCUCUCGAGCGUCCUUGCCCAAGCGCGGAUGCGGCGCCAUGCCGGCGCAACCGCACACGGUACACCAGCCAUCGACUUUGCCGCGGCCAUUUUUCGAGUGCAUAUCAAGCAAGUCGAAACUACUGGUAGUCGCAAAGCCACCUACUCGCGCUUGGAUGUCAUCAACUUGCCCGCGCUCAACCAUCUCAACGAGUCGAUGCGCUUGGCCGAGAGUCCGCUUCUCACCAAGUCACUCGUUGCAUUCGAAAGCCUCUUGCGGGCUCUCUCGACUCCGCCGACCACGUUGUUCCCGCCCUACGAUGUUUCGCUUUUGACCGACCACUUGCGGCAGGCGCUCGGCGGCGACUGCUCCACGAUGGCGUGUAUCGGGCUUGUCCCCAAUGACUUUGACGGCACCAAAGCCAGCUUGCUGAUCGCGUCGCUGCUGCAGCAAGUGCACAACUUCCCCAUCGUUCACAACGACUUGGUCGACGGGUUGCAACGCCGGUACGAGCGCGAGACGCAGUCGCUCAAGGGCGAACUGGCCUUUGCCAAGACCCGUUCGAACGCGAACAACAACAAUAGCGACGAAUCGAGCGACCUUGUGUCGCUGCUGCAAACGACGCACGAGCUUGAAGGCCGCUGCAUUCGAGAAAACCUCGAGAAAAUCAAGCUCCGAGAGCACGUCGAGUCGCUGCAAAAAGCGCUUGCCGAGUAUCGAACCAAGUACCAAUCACUUGUGGAGGGCGAUGUGAGCGUGCGCCAGCAACUGCUCGAGAGCGAGCGAGAGAAGUUGCGUCUGAGCAAAGCACUCGUCGACCUCCAGCUGGCCCACGCGUCGAGCCAAGAAGACAUUGAGAAGAACUCGUUUGCGCUCACAACCAAGCUCCUCAACGCCGAGAACGACGUGCUCGAACUCCAAAUGCGCGAGGAGGAGCACGCCGCGCACUUGAAGCGCGCGCAGGACGCGGCGAGUGCGGCGAUGAGCGAGAAGCGAGAGCUCGCGAUCGAGUUUGUGGCGCUCAAGACCAACUUUGUCGCACUCCGCAGUGCCUACGAGAAGGAAGUCGCUACGCACCAGCAAGUCGGACUCGAACUCUUGACGCUCGUCAACCAAAAGAAGACGCUGCUGGGGCAAAUGGUGGACCUCGAACGUGGAAAGAAGGACGCGUUAGAGCUGCGUGCCAAGGACCAAGUGGCACUGGAUACGCUGGCCAAGCAGACGAGCGAGCUCCACGAGCACCUCGCCGCCGAGAAACAGAGAACGGAGAGCCUCACCAAGACCAGUGUGGAGCUCGAACUGCAAGUCAAGGCGCUGCGUCUCGAGGCCGACGCGCGGCAGCUGCAGUACGAAAAGGCAGCGCAAGAAGCGCUCCAGGAGCGUGCGAGCAUUGCUCGACAGCUGCAGCAGCAAGCUCAGGACCAAGCGACCGCCGCCCAGGCUCGCAUCGAGGCGCUGCAAGACCAAGUCAAGACGCUCACAUCGACCACGCGUCAAAUGGCGCGCCAGAUCCUCAAUCUGGAGACGGUCGUGACCAGAAAGGCGAGCGAGAUCGAGGCGCUGACGCAAACCAUCACUCGCCAAGCGAUGGACCUCGAAGCUACCGAGCGCGACUACCGCGCCAAGCUCGAGCAGCUCUUGCGGGCGGCGUCGGGCGCGGCGCCUGCUGCGGGUGACGACGUCAUCGCCAAAGAACUCGUCGACUCGUUUCGGAAAAAGGAGGCGGACCUUUUCGCACUGCUUCGCGAGACGCGCUUGGACGCGACGCAGUGGCAGCGCCGCACAUACCAGCUUCAUGACGUGGCACUCCGUCUGCGCCGAAUUCUCCACGACCACGAUGUGCAAGCGGAUGACGUGCCCAAGGACAUGGAGGCGUGGGCAUCCGAGUCUGCGGCCCGUCACGCCGACAGCGAGGCAGCGGCGGAGCUCUGGCGCACCAAGUUCGAGGCCACGCAACACGAUUUGCACCUCCAGCUCGAAAAGAAUUUAUCGAUUGUCGAGAGCUACAAAGGCAUGUUGGCCGAGAAGAGCUCAGAGCUCACGCGCUUGAACGCCGAGUGCGCGAGUAUCAAAGCAGACCGCGACCGACUACUGGCACAAUGGGAGCGGUCCAGCGCCACGCCAACGCCCGAGGUGGGAAACGACAGCGCGGCGCAAGUGCGGCAGAUGCAGGAGACGCUGCUCGCACAGAUUGCCGAGCUGCGACAGCUGCACGCCGCCAAGCAGACGGAUGCGGUCGAGCUCAGCGCGGAGCUUCGGGCGCUGCAAAAAGAGAAUCAAAAGCUCAAAAAGCUGCACAAAGUACCGUCGGCCAACAUGGCCCAUGUGGAAGAGACCGAGCGUCGCUGUGCCGAGCUGCUCACGCGCAACAUCAUGCUCACGGAGGAGGUCGCUAGCUUCAAGCAGCUGCUCAAGGCGACGGCGACCAAGUACCAGCGCCGGCUCGCCGAGCUGCAGGAAACGCGCCAAGACAGAGUGUAG
Molecule: messenger RNA, 2973 nt
Organism: Saprolegnia diclina VS20
Lineage: Eukaryota; Oomycota; Saprolegniomycetes; Saprolegniales; Saprolegniaceae
Exons: 16
Coding region: 1-2973 (990 amino acids)
Biological process (GO): microtubule-based movement; mitotic spindle organization
Molecular function (GO): ATP binding; microtubule binding; microtubule motor activity
Source: RefSeq, a predicted model, not a curated record